GCGAGGUCUCUCAUCAGCGGUUGGGCUUCUGGCCACGGCUGCGGGUACUACCGGAGCGGUUAGCCGUGGAGCGGCGGACCGUGCCCGAAGGAGCGGCAAGGCGCGAGGUGCUGCGACGCCGGGGUGGCUAGUUCUGCUCCAGUGUCCCCCGAGCGGCGGAGCGCCACGCAGCGGGCAGAAGCCUGCUGGGUGAGUCUCCCACCUGCGGUCGACCAUGGCCGGGUCCGAGCAGGACGGCGGCAGCGGAGAAGCGCCGCUGCCCUUCGAGGACGCCGAGCUAGCGCUGGCGGGAAUCAACAUGCUGCUCAACAACGGAUUCCGGGAAUCCGACCAGCUGUUCAGGAAAUACAGAAACCAUAGUCCUUUAAUGAGUUUUGGAGCCAGCUUUGUCAGCUUUUUGAAUGCCAUGAUGACAUUUGAAGAAGAGAAAAUGCAGCUGGCAUGUGACGAUUUAAAAGCUACCGAAAAAUUAUGUGAGAGUGAAGAAGCAGGAGUUAUAGAAACAAUAAAAAAUAAAAUUAAGAAGAAUGUUGAUGGCAGGAAGGCUGCCCCAUCCAUGAUAGAACGAUUGCAAAGGCAGAUCAUUAUGGCAGACUGUCAAGUUUACCUUGCUGUGCUCUCUUUUGUAAAACAAGAAUUAUCGGCUUAUAUAAAAGGUGGGUGGAUCCUUAGAAAAGCUUGGAAAAUCUACAAUAAGUGCUAUGCAGACAUUAACACACUUCAGGAAUUAUAUCAGAAGAAGAUAACUCAGGAAUCUUUGACUUCUGAUGCUACAAAUGAUAAUCAUAUUGCUGCAGAAGGUGUUACAGAGGAUUCGCUUAACAGACUGAAAGGUGCCGUUAGCUUUGGAUAUGGACUUUUUCAUCUUUGCAUAUCCAUGGUGCCCCCAAACCUGCUCAAAAUCAUCAAUCUGCUGGGUUUUCCUGGAGACCGCCUGCAGGGGCUUUCUUCAUUGAUGUAUGCAAGUGAAAGUAAGGACAUGAAGGCCCCUUUAGCUACGUUAGCCUUGCUGUGGUACCAUACAGUGGUUCGCCCUUUCUUUGCUUUGGAUGGCAGUGAUACCAAAGCAGGAUUGCAAGAGGCUGAGGAGAUUCUUCAAAAAAAAGAAGCUGCUUAUCCCAACUCAUCUCUCUUUAUGUUUUUCAAAGGCAGAAUACAGCGUUUAGAGUGUCAAAUUAACAGUGCCUUGACCUCCUUCAAUACUGCUUUGGAACUUGCAACUGAUCAGAGAGAGAUUCAGCAUGUCUGCCUCUAUGAAAUUGGCUGGUGUAGCAUGAUAGAAAUGAACUUCAAGGAUGCAUUUGAAUCAUUUGAACGUCUUAAAAAUGAAUCAAGAUGGUCCCAGUGUUAUUAUGCCUACUUAACAGCAGUGUGUCAAGGAGCUACUGGUGAAGUGAAUGGUGCACAGACUGUUUUCAAGGAAGUCCAGAAGCUUUUCAAAAGAAAAAACAACCAAAUUGAACAAUUCUCAGUCAAAAAGGCAGAUAGAUUUAGAAAGCAAAAACCAACCAAACAGCUUUGUGUAUUGGCAUCCAUUGAGGUACUAUACUUGUGGAAAGCCCUUCCAAACUGUUCAUUCACCAAUCUACAGCACAUGAGUCAAGCUUGCCAGGAAAUUGACGAUUCAAUAGUUGUUGGUUUGAAGAACUUGCUACUUGGUGCCAUACAUAAAUGCUUAGGAAAUGCUGAAGAUGCUGUUCAGUUCUUUCAAAGAGCCCUUAAAGAUGAAAUCUGCCACCAGAACAACCUGUAUGUUCAACCAUAUGCUUGCUAUGAACUUGGCUGUCUUUUAUUAGAAAACCCUCAGUCUGUCCCAAGAGGUAAAGUGUUACUGCUUCAGGCAAAGGAAGAAUUCACAGGGUAUGAUUUUGAGAACAGGCUGCAUGUUCGCAUCCACGCAGCAUUAGCCUCUCUGAGGGAAGUGGUCCCCCAGUGAUGAACAGAAAUGCUUUCAUCUUUUCUUUUUCGACUUUUGCACUCUGAGGGCAAAGUUGUCAGGAAGAUGAGCUUUCCUCCAGAAAACCUUCCUGUGCAAGAGAUGUUUUCCUAAAGAUGCAAAGCUGGUGAUGGAAAAAUGUUAACAAUCUCAACAAUUAAGGACUCAGCCAAAAAGGUUAAGUGACCUUAGGCUCAAACAAAUGGUGAUUUCACCUGCAUAAGUCCUUUUAAAUUAGGGGAAGCUAGACUUUGUGUUCAAACCCAGCCCCACAGACAGGGGAUGGUGCUCGAGAAUUCCUUUGAAUAUUAAAGUCCUUUAGUUCCAAUGCUUAGAGAUGUCUUUUUUUGUUGUUUUUUGUCAAGCUGGAGAUCAUAGCCAGCGGCUGUACAAAUGAACCAACAAUGAUCACAUUUUUAUUUUCUGUAAUCAAUAUUGGCUUGGUUUCUAAUAUUUUCCCAUUUCUGAAUAGCUUAUUCAUUCUUCUGUAGAAAGGAACCCUUUCAUGGAAACAAUAUUAUAAAGUUGUUUCAAUAUGGUAUAGAAAUGAAUAUAGUUAUAUUUAAAAGCCAACUGAUAUGAAGCUGUAAACUUGCCUGGUGCAUUUACAGCACAACAAACUUGCUCACAGAACUUUUCUUGGUCAUUCAGAUAUAUGUAAAUAAUGAAACCUGCUCCCAUAUUUAUUUUAAAUUAUGAAAAUAUAUUUAGAAGCUUUAUUUUUUAGCCAAAUGUUUAUUUUUUAAAUCCUUAAGCGUUGUGUUAAACAUUUGAUACCUAUUUUAAAUGGUAGUGUGGAUAAUUGGUUGUCAACAAGAGAUUUGUGAAUCACUCAUGUUGCUAAAAUGUAGGUUAAACAUGAAAAACUUGCCUUCUGGCAUUUUUAAACCUAUAGUAACACUUCUGGUUUUAGAACAAUAUAACACAGUGGAAUUUUAUUCAAUUUUCUGACUUUUAAAGUUGUCACACAUUAUUUUAGUGUGUAUGUAUUUUUAAGGCAAAUAUUGUUUUUUAAAAACAAUUUUAGCAUAGCAGCUUUUCCUAUAUACUGUGAAACUUUUUUUUAUGGCAUUAAAGCCUUAUUUUCAAUUUCUGAAAUUUCUCUUUCACAACUCUGGAUUCUCACCUGAACUGCUAAAUGCUUUAUCUUGUUUGUAGUUCACUUGAACAAACAAGCCCCAAAGAGCAUUAAGAAAGAAGAAAUUUACAGAUCACGAUUUAUAACUCAUAUGGAGUUACAUUCACAAGGGCUUCCCUGUUCGCUUUCAGCAUUAGGUAAUACUGUCAUGAGCAUACAUAGGAUAGUUCCUGUCCUGUGUUAUGAGCUCAGUGUUUGGAUCAUCAAAUGUGAAUUGGAACCAAAUGACCAAGUACAUCAUGUAACUGCUAAAUUGCAUAGGCUGUUUCUUGCUACCCUCUCCAAAAAUACUUAAUGGCUACUAAAUUUGCAAUGCUCUUUUUUAAAAAAAAUACUAUAUUCUCUAAACAAUUAUCUCAGACCUGAUCGUCAAACAUUCUUGAUUUAUUGCUUUGGGAGAUUUUGUUCUAAAUGUUCAGUUUCCUAUCUUGUAUUUCAACAUACAGACAUUGGUGUUUGUUGUCACAUUGCCAUUUCAGUUAUCUGUACAAUUUGUCCUUUACAAACCAAGAAUUACCAGAGAGGCUGUGUGGUGCCCAUCCCAUAUCAUCACCAUCAUCAGAAUCAUAUUAGAGCUGCCAUUGCUUAGUCUGAUUGUAAUUCUGAUUCUGGCCUUCUCUGUAGCAGCUCCAGACUUUUGGAACCUGCUUCCUACUGAGAGAAGAGGAUUAACAUAAUUCAUGGCCUUUAAUAAGGCUUUUACACUCACUGCCUUGUCCCUAGCUAUUUUAAUAGUGGCAAUUUAUUUAUAUUUUUAUUUGUUUCAGUAUUUUUACCCCAGUCUAUUAAAAUGACUCUAAUUCGUUCACAAUCAUAAAAUAUCCAAAUAAAACAAGAUUAAUUAAGUACUGUAUAAAUUCUAAACCAGUUGUAUAAUUCUAAACCAGUCAGGUAAAACAUUGCAAUGAGAAAAAACAAAUAGGAAAUUAUAACAGAGAUAUAACUUCUGUCUUGCAAAUAAGAUAUCAAGCAAGCAUUUUACAUCCAAAAUAUCUUGCAAAAUCAUCUUCGUUAACUUUCUUAAAAGAUAAUAUGUUCCAGGAUAUCGGGAUUUCUGUGGAGACAUUAUUUCAUAACGAUGGCAGCUACUGAGACCAUUUCUAGGCUUCUCCACAUCUCCUGAGACAAAUAUUUGGAAUGGACAGUUGGCAAACAAAGCCUUUAUAGGCCAGAAAUGGCAAUUUGAAUUAUCUUUUGAAAUUAAUUUGAAACAACACAGUACCUUGAAGUUACAUGGCUGAAGUAGCUUUCACUUGUCAGCAGUUUUCUAGUAGUUUUUGGGAUAGCCUCAAAUAAAGUGCAUUGCCAUUAUCACAUUUUGAGAAGGUGAGGGCACAAACCACGCUUGUCAAAACCUUCUGCUCCAAAACGGGCCUCAACUGGUGCAUCAGUCAAAGUGGAGCAAAGGCCACAUCUUCCACCUGUGGAUCAUAUUGUGGCUAUGAGUUCAAAAGUCAUGAACCUGCUUUUUAAGGUGGAAUGCAACUCUUAUCUACAGCCAAUAUAGUAAUUAACAAAGGAUCAGAUAUUUCUGGACUAGCAGCACCUUACUCUUAUUGGACUUAAGUUUCAGCUUGCUUCAACUGUUAAUUUGAUAUAGACUACAGACAUCAUAUGAGGACUACCAGUGCAUCAGUAGUCUGACCUGUGAUUGAGCUACACCAUGGAAUAUUAACAUAUUGAUGGCACCUCAUCCAGAAAUGAUCUCUCCUACUGGUUUCAUACAAAUGCUAAACACAGGCAAGAAUGGCAUGAAGUAAAUGAUCAAGGGCUACAUUCCUGAUCCUCAGCACUAAUGACUGGAGCUACCCCUACAGAAUGAAGUGGAACCAUAGCAAAACAAUGCAACAUACCCCAAAUCCUAGCAGAUGGUCCAGAAGAAAAGCAUGGAGGGUGUGAAUGUUUUUCAGAGGUUUAUAGGAUCAGGAGAGUUGACCUUUCUUGACAAAGAUAAUCUAGCAGAAUGUCCUAUACUGUUUUCAUCUUCAUUAAAAAAGGAAGAUGAAUCUAGGUGGAAGUUAUAUAAUAGAACAUCACUUCAUCUGUUUCAUCUCCCAGAAUUAUUGGUAAAUGAAUGGGCAAAUCAAAGCAGAGGGAAAGGCUCCUCAGGAGAGAGCAUAGCCAGCAUUCUCAUCUCUCAGUUUCAGAGCUUGACCAGUUCCAUGGCAGAACUAUCUACCAAAAAUCCAUAAGCGGCUACCGAAAAUGAUGCAGUGUUAAGUGUUCAGGUAGCUCAUUCUAAUUAGCCCUUACCCUUUCAGAUGUCACUGGUGCCAAUAGGCAACAUACUGACUGGGAAGUGAUCUGAUCAUGACUGUUGCCAUAUUCUUAACGCAAUCCAUCUGCUCUGGCUUGAAGAAAAUGGCAACAUAUGGACCUAACAUUCAUAGCAGUCCAAGGCCAAAGUAUGCAUCAAUCUGGCCUCUUGAGCUCAGGGAAAGGGCAUCUGAAGAAAAAGACAGAUCAAGUAGACAACCCCUCCCUCUCUAGGAAUAGCUUCUCCUUUCAUAGUUCCCAUUGCUCAUCACUGUGGUAAUUUGCCUCAUCCUCACCUUCAAAGGGAUCAAGGUCUUUAGGAUUUUCCUAACAAGAAACUAUUAUUUCCUGUCCCUCCAUGAACUAUCUGUCUGGCCAAUGACAUUACUGGAUUAUACUUCAAAAUCCCCACAUCCAACUACAAAAUGAAUCUCGUAACCCUGAAGAAACUGUUGAGGCUGCCAGAUACCAACAACAGUUCACUCUCCCAGCUUAAUUCACCAAAAGUUUACUUCCCUCCAAUAAUUGAUUUCCCAAAAGUUCCUUACUUAGAUAUAGCAUAUUCUAGUCAGAAUGCUAAACAUUCAUCAGAUUCUUGGACAGUCAAGUUUAAUCAGCAUUUUAAAUCUGGUUUUAGCAGCAGCACUAUCUCUACAUAUUUGUGACACAAAGGGCUUUUGAGUGCCCAGACCCAAAGGAACCCCAGCCAUCCUGCAUUUGGAAACUUAGGUAGCUAAAGUAAAGGAAAAAUCAUUUUAGGAUGAUGAGAAUACAGGAUGGGGAAUUCUGUGUAAUUCUGAAAAUAGUUUUGAUCAACUGCGAUUUAUAGAUAUAUAAUUUCUCUGCAUUAUUUUGCUGUAACAGUUUCUUAUUUGUACAGGCAUUUUUUUCAACAUGCAGUCUUUCACAAAACAAAUUGCUAAAUUGAAAGAGGCCCACACUAUAAGUUGUAACAAAAUUGCUUAAAUUACUUGUGAUUACAGGCCAGCAGGGGUGUUUGCAGAAUAUGAUGAAAAUAUCCAAGGUGGCAGCCACGAUGGUGUGAUCAAAGAUCCACUUGUUUUUAUGUGUGCUGGAUGUGUAUAAAAAUGGAUGAAACUUUAAUUGCAGCAUCAUAGUUGCUCUUUUUGAUUUUUUUUAAACCAUACUCUGCAAACGUGCCUACGUGCCAGGAAAUGUGUGAAUGAGAUAAAUUUGCAAAACUUGUAUAUUCUGAUUUUGGAGUCAUUGGCUGGUUCCUUCAAAAGCCUGUUUUAUAGAGUCCACAUUACCUUGCCAUGGAUAUGCUUCUGUCACCAUGUCUGCUCUGAGAUGCAUUAAUCUUGCAAGCAAAAUGGCUGUCUGGUAUAUGAAUAGUAGCUUUCUGCUCCAGUCACCCAUGUAUUCCCACUCCCACUAUUACUUUCCCCAUAUAUACCUUCUAGAAGAAACCUCUUGUAAACAUGAAAGGUAUUUUUAUAUUAGAUUAUGCUGUUGAUGAGAACAAUCGCGACUGUAUUUUAUGUAAUCAGAAUGUUUUUAUAUUUUAAAGCUCGGAGGCAUGAUCUAAUGGCAAUAAUAGACUAAGCAUCUCAUAGGUUAAUAUAUAUUUUAAGAAUUUUACCAAGGCAGAUAUAUUUUUGUUGUUGAUACUUUUUACUGCAUCAGUGAAUAACUUGUCAUGUCAUUUUAGAUUGUUUACUAUGAUAUAUUAUAAGUCUCAUUUAUUUAACAUUUUUUUUAAAAAAAAUAUUUCUGCUUAAAUUAAAACUUGAUAUUUUCAUGUUUCAAUGUCUUGCAACCAGAAUGAGUAACAUGAUUUUCUUCUGUUGUUGUUGUCUUCCAACUCCCAUCAACAAUAGUUAAGAAGGAUAAUUGUGAGGGAUAAUGGGAAUUGCAGUUGGGAGGAAAAACGGGAGGGCCCAAGAUAGACCACUCUGGCCUACAACCGGAUCGUGUUUUGAUUUCAAGUACUGCAUGUUUUUCAGGGAUUAAAUAUUUAUGAAGGAGAAUUCUUACUUAUGACUCCAAUUAAUGUUGCACAGGAUAAGCAUAGAAUGUAUCUUAAUACUGUAAUAAUCCUUGUUUAAUGCAGCGGAAGAGGCUCUUUUCAGAACAGAGGAAAAGAAGGGGGAAUAUAUUGGGAAAAAAAUCUGCUUUUCCUGGUGCUUUUUUGACCACGGAAAAACUAUUUGAAUAUGAUAAUGCCUCCUCUCCUAACGUAUUGGUAAAAAACAACAACAGGGGGAAAGAUCUGGAUUUGGGGAAAAGCGUGCGCUCUCUCUCACUCACUCACACACACACAUUCUGUUAACAAAUAAAUCUCAAUUCUUAGAACAGUGAGUAGACCCAAAUUGCUUAGAUUUCUUCUGAAGUGGUAAACUUAAGCCUAGCUGUUUAACUUUAAUUCAUAUGUAGGGGAUUUGUGUGAUUGGAUUAUUCUUCUAGGUAGAAAAUUAUUUCACUAUAAAUGGUUUCUAACAAUAGCAUACUUCUUAGUUUUUUAUGUACAGCCAGGCACUAACUGAUCAUUUUCCUGAGAAUUAAACCAAGUUUCUGUUUAUGGUAUUCUAUGUUUAGUAGAUAUAUUACAUAUGCUUUAUUCAAUAGAACUUACAUAUGACUAUCACAGUACAAAAUACAUGUGGUAUCAAUUCAGAAUAGCUGAUUUAUUUAAAUUGUUGAUUUUUAAAAUAUACAAAAUUAUCGUUUUCCUGUAACAACAUUGAGAAUGAUGUAGGAAAUCCCAGCUUUAAUAUACACAUGCUGUUUUUAGUUGAUAUUCUGCAAUAAACUUGGGUACUGGAUACUCAGUUCAAAGUUUCAGCUGUGAUUUGGAUAAGAGUAAUUAUACUUUGUUUGCUUCCCAUGUAGAAUCUGUAUUUUUUAAAUGUAGUUUUUCUGUUUCAGUUUUUCUCUGGUGCAGACUUGGUUCUGCUAUUUUCAAUAUUAUAUUUAUUAUUCUCUACAUUUGUUUUUAAAUAAAAUCUGUAAGAACUU
This is a messenger RNA of Crotalus tigris (Tiger rattlesnake), 8309 nucleotides long. It is a transcript of the gene TTC39C, whose product is annotated as tetratricopeptide repeat domain 39C. Gene Ontology annotation, molecular function: protein binding. The coding region runs from base 215 to 1936 and encodes 573 amino acids. The transcript has 14 exons. Gene Ontology annotation, biological process: cilium assembly; otolith morphogenesis. NCBI's taxonomy places the organism in Eukaryota, Metazoa, Chordata, Lepidosauria, Squamata, Viperidae. The record is from RefSeq and is a predicted model, not a curated record.